Messenger RNA from Suillus fuscotomentosus, 1488 nucleotides. RefSeq lists its product as uncharacterized. Bases 222 to 1175 code for a protein of 317 amino acids. The record is from RefSeq and is a predicted model, not a curated record. NCBI's taxonomy places the organism in Eukaryota, Fungi, Basidiomycota, Agaricomycetes, Boletales, Suillaceae. The transcript is spliced from 16 exons.
GCACUUCAUAUCCGCGCAGUCAUGAGAAAUUCGAGUGCGAAGGAAUGAACGAAUGAUGAAGCUCUUGUGGUGAUACGAGCACUUGCUGUGGCGCAUCCCUCAAUUAGGCAAAUGGAGAACUCGGACCGUUGUCUUCGCGAUGACUUUCCCUUUUAUCCGCCUGGCAAAUAGGCGAAAAGCAUUUUCGAAGCGCGAGGAUCGGAAAUGUCCCGGAUGGAAAAAUGCUUUGGGGCUUCACCCUCUCUUUCGCUCAGCGCUUCAUGCUUACUUCCAUAGCGCAACUGAGUGUAAACGUGGCAAACCCCGAUGUUCUCGUCAAAACCAAGUAUGCUUACGUGGCUUUAUGUACCCUGUGGGCUUAUGACUACGUCAUUACAUUGGAUGAAGAGCUGUCAUUUGUUACGGGAUCGACCUGGAGAAUCGUCAAAUAUCUCUAUCUCGUGUGUCGAUAUGUACCUUUCCUUUAUCUAACUGUAAUCUCAAGCCGGACACUGGAAAAAAAUCCAUCGCUCAGCAUGUGUCAAACGUUGUAUUCCAUGAAUUCGUAUCUCGGUAUCGUGAUAAUUGUCUCAGCAGAGAGCAUAUUUUUUGCACGCACAUAUGUCAUUUGGGACCGCUCAAAACGGGUGUUAUGGACGUUCAUCGUCAGUGUUACUUUUCUCCUGACGCCCAUAGUUGGUAUUCUUGUGAAAUACAAUGCCUCGACGACCAUCACCAAUUGGGUUGCCACCGGGUUACCGGGCUGUUCCAAGACGGGUGAAACCUCUGCUGUACUUUAUGUGUAUGUCCUUAUGAUCAUCGCCGAGUUAGAAAUAUUGUGUUUGACGUUGUAUCAAGCCAUUGCUAGAUACCGACGUGAACGGAGUGCCAACGUGCUUAGGGUCCUUGUGCAGCAUAAUAUAUUCUACUUUUUGUGCGGAGUUGGAUCUUCCGGCGUGCUCAUAGUUGCGAUUGCAAUAUUUCCUCCAUCAUACUCUGAUUUGGUGUCCAGUAUACAAAUUACCGUCCAUGCCGCGCUGGUCACAAGGAUGCACCGAGCGCUAUGGAAAUACAAUGCAGACUAUGCCCAUCCAGAUGAAUUUUCCCUGACCACAUUCAGUACUCCUUCACCAUUACAGUCCCGGACUGUCCAAAGUGCGGUUAGUUAUUAUCUGGACGAACCUUUUGGGAAAUAAAGAUCGGGAUCAUACUCCUCUGGACAACGACCAUUCCGGUGACAACACCCUCUUAUGCGAAUGGACAUACUAUGUCGCCACAAGACUCCCUCGCUGACACAUAGGAGCGAGCACGGCGAUAACCCUCGAGCAGCAUGAGAUUUGCUGUUUUAGUUAAAACUCCAUAGCAAGCCAUCGGACGUAGACUCAAUUAAUGCCAGAUGAUUUGAUCUGCACAACCAUUUCAUUAUGUUCAUCUUUAGGGUGGAUUUAUCUCGGUGAGCUCGGAUUUAUGGAGAGGGUGAAAUGCAAUCAAAGUUCCGACCGCGGAAAC